Rhodofomes roseus is the source of this 1934-nucleotide messenger RNA. Its product is annotated as PIN domain-containing protein. Lineage: Eukaryota; Fungi; Basidiomycota; Agaricomycetes; Polyporales; Fomitopsidaceae. Gene Ontology annotation, cellular component: nucleus. The coding region runs from base 248 to 1546 and encodes 432 amino acids. The transcript has 5 exons. The record is from RefSeq and is a predicted model, not a curated record.
GACGUCUGUCGGUCCGAAUGUGAACUGGCACUGUAAGUCAAGAAGGUAUGAACGAAGGGACCAAAGGGUGCACGGGAGCCACAAACGCGACGCGACAGUCACGUGUGCGUGUCGGACAAACCAUCCCCUUUGUCGAGAUCGAUUCUUCUCCUGAUCGUCAUCCAGUCUUCGCUUUGCCUACUGGGUAUUUCGUCGUCUUCAAGACCUGACUUUAACUCGGUGAGUGCUAAUAUACUCGACCCCUGACAUGUUUGCACAGGGACACUCAAGCCCCGGCUGGCAUUCGCCUUCUGGAGUUCUUCCUUCUCCUCCAGCACAGUAUGAUCCAGCACACUUCUCGCCAAACGCAGACACCACCGGCAACGACGACACGUUGCAGCGCAUCUACUCCGCUGCCAACGCAGAUGUGGAGAUGAAGGACGACUUUGUCACAAAACUGUACCUCGUACUCGACACCAACGUUCUGAUUGACUAUCUUGACGUCAUCCAACGGUUCAACGAAGACAUAGAAAGGCUUGGGAUGCCUGUAACCAUCAUCAUUCCGAGCGUGCUUCUAUCCGAAUUAGAUGGCCUGAAGAAAAGAGAGAAAGUCGGAUGGUUCGCGAGCCGCGCGUCCGCCUGGAUCCUGAACAAGAUGAAGGAGCGCAAGACCGUGCACGUCCAGUCACGGCGGGAGACGUGCGGGCUCGUCCUCGCGCCGCACGAGCAGGAGCGCAGGAACGACAUGUGGAUCUACGACUGCUGCCAGUUCUUCGCGCGGCGCGGGCACGUCAUCUUCAUCAGCGGCGACAUGAACCUGCAGAGCACUGUCGACAGCAUCAACACCGACAGCGUGGGCAGAGCGGAUCUGUUUGCGGAUAUCCUGACAGUCAUGCCGGACAGGAGGGGCUGGUCGAGCCGGGCGCUCGCGAGAAAGCUGGCUGAUAGUGGCGUGAACAUUCCCGGGCUCCGAAUACAUCCAGACGAAGAACCAAAAUACCGGCGGUCACGCAACACCACGGAGAGCCGCAAGAUCGUGCUCGGCGAGCCUGACGACGACGACGAGGUCAUGAUGGACGUCGACGAUGUCGGCCCGCCGCCGCAGGACGACGAUGCGAAGAAGCACGCGCUCGACGCGCUCCAUCUGCAGGUCGUCGACCACUUCGCGCUGCUCCUCAAAGACCUCGCCCAGCGUGUUCGCACAAGCGCGGGAGACGUCGCAGAUAAAACCAUAUCUCUUCACGCGGCAGGUUGGCUCCGAAAGGAGUUCUCUGAGUGGACCGUGGGGGACUGCCUCGAUUACCUGGAGUUCAAGCUUGCCCAGUUGAAGAAGGGGCUGCGGCCACGCCAACCCCCACUGCAGUGGUUCCUGCGGCGAGAGCGCGGGGACAGACAAGGCGGCCGCGCAGGCAAGGAAUGGAGUCGACAAGCAUGGAAUGACGUUGCGGAUGCGCUGGAAGAGCUCGGGACCAAGUUCGAGGACGGGGCCAUGCUGGUGUCAGCGCAGUACCUCAGACAAGAGACAGAGUAUGCUUUCCAUCUGCAGCCGCGCCCCUCUGGCCGGUAGGCCCACGAACUAGGCGUGGGCGCGUUGAUCACGAGCGUGUAGGUAGCGCACGUUCUCAAGAGCAGACAAAUGUGAACGGAAGCUACCGAAGAAGACGCGGACUCGGUGUCUCUCCCCUUGGAGUUCUCAGGCGCCCUGGAGCGAUGUACGGAUGCAUUGGUGUAAGACAGACCGAUGGCUAUCGGUGCAGGGACGGAUCCACUCCAUAAAUACACCAUAUGAUCCACGAAUUGCCGCCCCGGGCAGAGCGACGCAGGAUGGAGGGGACAGGGGAGGCAGGUGGAGGCGUGCUGAAUAGAUGGAGCACAGAGCGGCCGCCCGUUUGAGUGGUCGAGUUCCUUCAUUUCAUGUGUCUAAGUCCGUGCUCAAUGAACACUUGUCAAUGUGA